This is a messenger RNA of Eufriesea mexicana, 4607 nucleotides long. RefSeq lists its product as uncharacterized. The record is from RefSeq and is a predicted model, not a curated record. The transcript has 21 exons. The annotation marks the transcript as partial. Gene Ontology annotation, molecular function: G protein-coupled receptor activity. Gene Ontology annotation, cellular component: plasma membrane. NCBI's taxonomy places the organism in Eukaryota, Metazoa, Arthropoda, Insecta, Hymenoptera, Apidae.
UGUAAUGGUAGAAUCGAACGAAGAACGAGUGCAUUUGGAAUACUGGUGAGGAGACCAGGAUUCUUCUGUUUCCUAAUAUAUUCAUCGAAAAUGAGGUUUAUGGUGAUCAGCUUCUUACUUCACUUGACCCUGAUUGAAGUUUCUUCGGCGACCGAGGUGUCGUGCGGGGAUCACUUAACGGUGCCAAGAGGGGUUAUCCAAACCCCGAAUUUCCCACGAUCUUUCCCGGUGCCUAUCAAGUGUCGCUGGGUGAUCGAUGUCUCCGAUUUUCCAGCAAUUAACAGCUCCAUUGUUGUCUACUUGACGCAAGUUUACGUGUAUAAGGGUCUCAGUUUUACUGAAUAUGCGUACUAUGAAUCGGAGAGUAUGAAUUUUGGCGCCAUGCUAGUAAAAGAAAUCACCGAAGGGAAUUUGUUUAAAUAUAAAUUGUUUAAAACGUUCAGACCAUUUUUAGUGAUAGAGUUCGAGCUCGAUCGGCUAGAGGGCAAUCACGUACGUGUUCUGAACAAUUUGUUGGAUGUGUACGGGUUCAAUAUCACGUAUCAGGUGACCGAGGACGUGUCGAAUUCCGAUUCCUGUUCCGUCCAGGAUUGCUCUUACACUGGCAACUGUCUUGUGUCUGCAGACUAUACGAGCUUCUGGUGCGAUUGCUUCAAGAAUUUCAGUGGGAAGAAUUGUAACGAAGGACCCCUUUGCUACGAUGACAGGAAGAAUCCUAUUUGUCAAAACGAUGGCACUUGCAAGCAAAUUGGAGCUAAAGCAAUGUCCUGUGAAUGCACCGAUGACUAUGUCGGUCGGAACUGUGAGGUUCAUCUUCUGGAUAGCGUGGAUGGUGAAUGCGGAAUCGAGAAUUGCAUAAUACAGUGCCCUUACGAGGAGGACCAACAACCAUGCGCAUGCAAGAACGGCACAAAAAUCUAUAAUAAUCGAUCAAGGUACGAAUGCAGAAUCAAACUAUCGAAUGUGACAUCUCUAAGGACUGGACUGAUCACGCAACAUGGUAGUUUGGAGACCUACAUCGGUAAACAGCUUGCAAAAUAUUUAAGGAAUUCUAAUAUCUCGUCCAUGGAGGAUUUACAAAUCCUGAGCGUGACGCCUACAUCGGAAAUCACUUUUCACUUUUUUGGAAACUCUGAAGAUGGAGACAAAAUUCGGGAAUCUCUUAACAAAUUGGUUCAACGUCGACGGCUUAGUGAAAUUUCUCUCGAAUCAACUCAUUUUACGUUUCAACAGAAACCUGCACUGAAACUGCAGAGUCUCAAGAUAAAUCAGGGAAAUGAACACGAAAUUCAUCUAGGAGGAGAAUUCAUUUUGACUUGCAUUGCGCAAGGUAGUUAUAGUAUAAACUUCACAUGGUAUAAGGACAAUAUGUUGGUGAAUAUGAAUAAAGCCACCAGAAAAAUUUGGUAUAGGCACCUUCCCAAUGACGGCUCUGAUUUGCAUACAUCAUUAUUAACCAUCGAAAAAGCGACUUUGCUUGAUACGGGUCAAUACACUUGCCAAAUAGUCGAUUGGGGCGUACAGCAGUGUAAGAGUAUUUAUAUAGACGUAAAAGCUGAACCGGAUGUAAAUAUAAUGCCAAUGAGCGCCACUAUAGACAAGGGUACGAAUAUACAGUUGACAUGCAUGACACCCAAUGUGCCCAAUAUUGGAAUAGGAUUCGGCUGGACAAAGAACAAAGCUCUGUUGAAGUUAGAACCUGGUAGCGAGGUUUGGGAAGAUUUAUAUCCAGCUGGAAGUAUAUUAAAAAUUACAAAUGCACAGAAAUCUGCAAUAUAUACCUGUAAUGUAGCAGACAAAUCUCUGUCCGUUCGCGUAGAAGUCGUGAAUCGAACAUUGAUACCGAUAUGCUUGCGGGGGAAGUCCUGGGGCUUAAUUUGGCCAGAUACUGCUCCUGGGUCUGAUGCGUUAUUAGAAUGUCCUCAGUAUUUUGUAGGCAAGAAAGUGUCCAGAUUAUGCUCGAUGAAGGAUGCUACCAUCUCUGAAUGGCAGACACCAGAUUUCUCCUCCUGUUUGUUUGAGCCAUUAGUUUUGCAUUAUAAUAAGUUUAAAAGUUUGACAUUAGGAUAUCAAAAUACGACUGGUUCUGAAACAAUCUUUGUCUUCUGGGAAAUUCUGCGAUCACGAAGCUUGCCUCUCUAUCCUGGCGAAGGAGAUCGUAUUCUGAAUAUCCUAGCAGAAAUAGAACGUUAUCAGCAUCAAGUUGACCCAUCUAAUUUACAUACAUCUACAGAGGCUUUGAUACGCAUAAUUAAUCGAAUACUGAACGAUGAAAAUUCGAUUUUAAGUCAACAGAAGGUUUUAUUGCUUCUUCAACUCACACAACGGAAUUUAAUACAUUGGUCCAAAAUGGCUACUCAUCCUUACAAGCACUUAGCCCUUUCUUCCAUGGUGGUAGACAUUCAAGAACUGCAGCAACAUGAUGGUGAUAGUAUUACUCAUUCUCUUCAAAUUCCUACAGAUGAUAUCAUAUAUCCAAACUGGUAUGAAGAUAAGACAACAAUACGAUUGUGGAAAAAACGACAACGUGGUAUAAAGUCUAAUAAUACUCUACAUGGAAUAGUAGUCGCUUACAAGAAUAUGUCCCAUUUUCUUCCAGCCACAUAUGUCAAGGAGCUUGAUGAUGGUACAGAUCUGGAGUUUCACAUCAAUUCCCGAAUCAUCACGGUGGUAAUUCCAUCGUUUAGUCUAGACAAACAUAACAAAAUCUGGAUAGAUUUGCAACUGAAACACAUGCAAAAUCAAUCGAAUUCGUGGAACUUGUCUUGCGGUCUCAUGGAAGUCACAGGUUCUUGGGAUCUGAAUACUUGUGUUGCUAACACUUCACCAGGCGACACCACAACCCAUUGUCUUUGUCCCAGCAGCGGAACUUUUGCGAUUUUCUUAACAGCGCGUGCUGUGAGAGUAGUACUUGCAAGAAAGGAACAAACUACAUUUAUUGUGAUAUUUGGUUGUGGCAGUUGUUUAGCGCAAUGUCUUCUAUCCUCUUUGAUUCUCGGAAUUUUUUGGUGGAAAAAUCGCAGUUGGUUGAAUUUUCUAAAACUUCAGUGUUGUGGUGCUUUAGUCGGGGCAAUGGCUGUUUUUAUUUACGCCGUACAUAAUAAUUUACCAGAGAAUUCCUAUGCGAUCAUAGCUAUAACUUUGGAAGCUUUCCUCCUUAUUGGAAUGUCAGCGCCGAUAUCAGAAGCUUUGAUCAUUUAUGCCGAUCUCACUCAAAUUCGAUCUAGUCAACACUUCCAGCCUACUGUUAUUGCUGUCAUUACUGGUGUACCUAUUUUGGCCGUAUUGAGUACCGAACUCACACAUAAGAGCACCGGUUGGAGACACGAAUCAUGGUGGUUAAUUUUUGGCAGCGGAGUUUACAAUAUCUUUGUUACUUGUGCAACUAUGAUGUUUCUUAUAUUUAUAUUAUUAUAUUUGGGAAUUUUACAUAAAACUCAGGUUCUUGUCGAGGAGAACGUUAUAAAGAAAGAAGCGAUAGAAACUAGACUACGAAUGCUUCAUCGAGCCGCCAUAGUCAUUUGCGGUGUUAUUACAAUGGAAGCUUCAUCCAUUUUUUAUAUAAAUUCUACUUCCAUAAUCUUUCAUUACAUAUUUGCAACCAUUUCUUUUGCCUUGGGUUUCGUUAUAAUAAUGGUUUAUAUUGUGAAUGGUGAAUUAACCACUAUGGACUUAAUUUUAAGAAAAUUACGAUGGAAACAAAACACAGAAGAAGAAAUAACAUCCGAGCCAAUUAAAGUGUGUUCAAAGAGCGGGGCCGAGGUAGAGAAUGAUACUGCUCCGCCGUCGUCGUCUUUGCGUAUUGGAGAACCGUACUUAGAAGCCCGUGGGAUUGCAGCGGGUAGUAUAGACAUGCGGGAAUUCAUGAAUGAGUCUUCGUCCUCAUAUUCAAAGUCUUCCGUCCCUGUCACUAGCAGAUUCCUUCCAGAGAUCCGUAUCGAUCAUUCGGACAACAUAAACCUGGAAAAUUACAGCACUAGUCCACGAAAAUACCAAGACGGCAUCACGUUCGACAGCGUGUUUUCUUCGCGACCGUCACAUUGUGUGAACGAACCCUAUGAUGUCAACGAGUGCUGUAGUUUCCGGGAAUUUGGUAAAUAUAGGGAGUCUCAAGGACAAAUCUUUAUUACGCACAAUCCAUCGCCCGAAAGCUCCGCAAAAGUUCUUUGUAACGCUGAUGUUGAAUCACGCUUAAGUGGAAUGCCAGAUGUAACUUUGGCAGUGAAAAAUGAUGUCGAACUGUUGUCCACAACAGAACUAAAGAGUAGGGAACAUGUAAAUGUCAUUCCUGACAUUGCUAACACUACGGAACGUAAACAACCCGAUGGAGAAGAAAAAGCACCUGAAAUCGUGAUUACAAAUUGCGAAGCUACAGCGAGUGGUAUGCUAGAUCGUAUUGCACAUGACCUUGAUUAUUUGCUAAAUCGUACCCAUUCUUCGGAUGGAACAUAAGUCUGAUUAUAAUUUGAACGAAAUUGAUUCACCACCCAAGGUGAUUGGAAAACAUACAUCUCUAUUAUAGUGUUUAAUACAUAGCUGUAUCAUUCAUAAUGUUUAAUAAUAACUAAUAAUGAGGUUUAUAGGUGCGGUAAAGAAAAAUUAUUUUA